AUGUCAAGUGUUAUUUCAGACAGUAAUCACGAUAGUCAAGUUCCUGAAACUGAUAGAGCUGAUAGCUCUGAAGAUUCUUCUAUUGGUAGACCCGAAGAUCCUGUAAAUGCUGAGUAUAUUAAACUUGGUACACGAGAUAAGCAUGGACAUGUAGCAAUAAAGUUAGUUGAAAGCCCUUUUUUUAUUGAUUUACUUAAAAACCUUAAUGCGGGUUACACACCUCCUAGUCAAAAAAUUUUAAGCAACCUUUGGCUUGAUCAAGAAACUGCACGUAUUACAGUAAAUAUUGAUGAACAGCUUAAUCGGCUUAAAAAUUUAACUUUAGUUCUUGACGGGUGGACGAGUGGAUCGCAUCAUUCUUAUUAUGCAUUUGUUAUUAUUACUUCAGAUAGACAACAAUAUGUUCAUUCAGUUCAAGAUUUUUUUUCUUAUUCACAUACUGGAUGUUUUUUAUCAAAUGAAAUUAUUAAAAUAAUUGAGGAAAUUGGUCUAAAUAAAUUCGGAGCUGUUGUUUCAGAUGGUGCUGUGGCAAUACAACUUGCAAAAAAUUUUGUUGCUAAUAAAUAUCCGCAUAUUAUACCAGUUCGCUGUAUUGUGCAUCACAUUCAGUUAAUAGCAACAGAUAUUAUUAAGAAAACUUCUUUUGGAUCACAAGUUCUUUCAAAAUGCCAAGAAUUUGUUACUUACUUUCAAAAUUCUCAUAUGUCUGGUGCCCAGUUAAGAAAUGAAAUUACUGAUUUAUUUAUUAAAGAACCUGUUUUACGAAAUAUUAUAGAAAAUAAUCCGAGAGCACUUAGUGAAAAAUUAAGAAAUUAUAUUACAAGUCGUGAGUUUUGGGCUAAUAUUGAAUGUCUUCAUAAAAUUCUUGAACCUACUAAAAUUGCUGUUAAAACUGUUGAAUCAUCAAAUUCACAAGGUGGAGGAGACAAUAGUGUGCGAGAAUUAAUUGCACAAAUACAUAAUUAUGAUCUUCAAAAUUCUCCAUAUUAUUCCGUUUUUCAAGACCAUAUUGAACUUCCAGAAACCUGUGCAGGGUGUGAGCGUGUUUUUUCAGUAUUGAAUUGGUUUACUCAAAAACGUCGAAAUAGAUUGACCGUAAAAAAAGUUUCAAAUAUGGCCAAAUUACAUGCAUAUUAUGUCACAAAUGCACGCCAUGAACUUAAUUAUGUUGGACAAAAUCUUUCAGAAAAUGAUUUUUUAAAAAUGAUGCAGGAUUACACUCAUUCGCUUACUUCAGGUUCUGCCAUUAUUAAUUUGGCUUAUGCUUUGAAUAAUACAAAUCAACCUACGAUUCUAGAUGAAAUUAUUGAUCAUGGUGAAACCGAUUUUGAUAUUGACGCACUCACUAGUCAAGGAAUGCAAAUGCGAAAUGCAUUAGUAGACAAAGAAAGCGAAGAUUUUAGUAAUGAUGUUCGUCUAAGAACUAUAUCAAGUAUUGUAUUAGUAGUGUUGGUGAUUGGGAGAUUGAAAGGCAUUGGCCUUCCAACUCUAAUGCUUUCCAGUAACUUUGCCAUUGAAGAUCGUAGACAAGCUAUAUAUAGCAUUGAAUCUCAUAAGAUGCCCUAUUACGCUGAGGUUCUUAUUACCAAUAGGAGACUUUCACGAGAACAAGCUUCAGGACUUCACGCAUUUGUUAAUUUAUUUUCAACCGUUGAAUUAAUUUUGAUGGUUAAUUUAUUUUCAACCGUUGAAUUAAUUUCAACUGUUAAAAAUAAUUUCGACCCUCGUAAAUGGGCUGAAAAAAAUUUAAAUGACUCUAUAGAUAUUUGGGAGUUUUAUGCAGGCCCUUUUCGGGUUAUAGUUCCUUGUGACGCGAAAUACCUCGAUAAAAUAUAUUUGUCGAAUAAGAAUUUAUCUUGGAAAUCAAAUUUUUUUAAACGCAACCUUGCUGCUUAUGAUGAAGUUGGAGCAUUAAAAGGCCUAAUCUUUAAUAAUAAUUUUCAUGAAUGGAAACGAAACCGACAAUUUAUCACUAAAGUUUUAAUGUCAAAAAAAUAUCAUUCUGAAUUUAUAAGUAGCGUUCAAAAGAUAUUUAUAGAACUUGAAGAUCAUUGGAAUGAAAGUGGUGCUAUAACCUUAGAUCUUUCCAAAUGGGUAUCUAAUUAUAAAACAAAAGUAGCAAUCGAGACAAUCAUUGGACAACCAUCAUCAUCAUACAACUUGCUGUCAAUUUCCAAAGCUGCAUCUGAAUAUAUUGCAAUGCUCGCUUUCUUAGUCUUUGUACCAAAAUGUAUUAGCAGUAUAGUUAUGUUCUUUGCUUUUAGUACUAUGAAGAAGAAUUCCGUUUUCUUGAAUGGUACAGUGCGUAGCAUUAUUGAAAAUCGUAGGAAUGAGGUUAAAAAUGGAUCAACUGUAAAAUUUAAUUUACUGGACCUAUUGUUGAUUGCAAAUUCACCAAAUGAUUCUGAAGAAUAUAUCAAAGGCGAACAACCUAUGAAUGAUGAUGAAAUUGAAUCUAAUCUUGCUGAAAGUUUUUCUGCUUCUAUUGAGACGACCAGCUCAGCUUUUUGUUUUCUUAUCUAUACUAUUGCCAAAAACCCUUCAAUUCUUGGAAAACUUUGUGCAGAAAUUCUUAAAAUCUUUGGUUCUGAUACAAACUCAAUGAUUACUCACGAAGCCCUUGAAAAAUGCCUCUAUGUAGAUGCACUAGUUAAAGAAAUCUUACGUCAUUCAAGUCCAGUUCCAUAUAAUUUACGCAUGCUUGACGGUUAUGAAAGCACAGAUAAAUUUCGUUGGUUGCCCGGAACAUGCUUCCUUGUUGAUAAUCGUCGAAUAAUGAAUAAUCCUAAAUAUUGGAAUGAACCAAACAAAUUUAAUCCCGAUAGAUUUCUCAGUAAAGAAAAUGGAGGCACUGGAGAAUUUAAUACAGCACUUACCAAGUUCAUGAUCUAA
This is a messenger RNA of Dentiscutata erythropus, 2892 nucleotides long. The record is from the annotation of a GenBank genome assembly. Lineage: Eukaryota; Fungi; Glomeromycota; Glomeromycetes; Diversisporales; Gigasporaceae.